Molecule: messenger RNA, 3718 nt
Organism: Globicephala melas (long-finned pilot whale)
Lineage: Eukaryota; Metazoa; Chordata; Mammalia; Artiodactyla; Delphinidae
Gene: RASAL3
Product: RAS protein activator like 3
Biological process (GO): regulation of GTPase activity
Source: RefSeq, a predicted model, not a curated record
GUUGCGUUCAGCGGGAGGAAGCCAGGCAGGGUGCAGACGGCUGCUGAUUCUGGGGCUGGUCAGGAAAUCAAGGAGAAUCUCUGCCAUGGACCCACCUUCGCCGAGCCUGGCCUCCCAAACCCAGCCAGCAGCCCCAUCGCCGCUAACCUCCUACCACUGGCACUCAGGAGGUUGUGGGGAGAAGGGGGCUGGAGGGUUCCGCUGGGGCCGCCUUGCAGGAUGGGGGAGGGCGCUGAGCCACCAGGAGCCCACAGUCAGCAGCCAGCCGGCCCCUCGCUCGCUGUUUCGUCGUGUCCUCUCUGCGCCCCACAAGGAGUCGCGCUCGAGCCGCCUCCGAAUAUCCAAGACCCUCUGGGGAAGGCAUAAGAGCCCACCGCUGGAGUCAGAACCAGAGCCAGAGACCUCAGAGCCUGAGCCGGAGCUGGAGCCCCCUGCCCCACAGAUCCCAGAGGCCCCCCCACCCGACGUGCCCAUCUGGAACAUCGGGGCCUUCACCCUAUUUGAUGGGAGGCUGGUGCUGCUUGGGGGUGAGGAGGAGCGUCCUUGCAGGCCCCGGGUGGGGAGUGCUAGUUCCGAGGGCAGCAUCCAGGUGGCCUUGGGGAACCUCAGGGAUCCAGAUCGGAUCUCUGGAAAGACCGAGCCAGAGGCCGCUGGCCCCAACGAGGUCCACAACAUUCGGGGGCUGCUCAAGCGGCUGAAAGAGAAGAAAAAGGCCAAAUCGGAGCUAGGAGCCAAUGCUUCCCAGGAUGGACCCCCCAGUGCUCUGGGCUCUCGGGAAUCGCUGGCCAAGCUUUCGGAACUGGACCUGGGCGCCGAGCGGGACGUGCGGGUCUGGCCACUGCACCCCAGCCUCCUGGAGGAGCCCCACUGCUUCCAGGUAACGUGGGCGGGCGGGAGCCGCUGCUUCUCCUGUCGCUCGGCUGCUGAGAGAGACCGCUGGAUAGAGGACAUUCGUCGCCACUUCCAGCCUAGUCAGGACAACAUUGAGCGGGAAGAGACGUGGCUGAGCGUGUGGGUGCACGAAGUGAAGGGGCUGCCCCGGGCGGCUGCGGGGGCGCCGGGAGUCCGCGCGGAGCUGUGGCUGGACGGCGCACUGCUGGCUCGCACAACUCCGAGGGCUGGCCCGGGCCAGCUCUUCUGGGCGGAACGCUUCCACUUUGAGGCGCUGCCGCCCGCGCGUCGCCUGUCGUUGCGGCUACGCGGAGCGGGCCCGGGGGACGCGGUGCUGGGCCGCGUGGCCUUGGCGCUGGAAGAGUUAUGUGUCUCCCGCGCGCCCGCCGCGGGCCUGGAGCGCUGGUUCCCGCUUCUCGGGGCGCCAGCGGGCGCGGCGCUGCGGGCACGAAUCCGGGCGCGGCGCCUGCGCGUGCUGCCCUCUGAACGCUACAAGGAGCUGGCUGAGUUCCUCACUUUCCACUACGCGCGCCUCUGCGGGGCGCUCGAGCUCGCGCUGUCCGCUCAGGCCAAAGAAGAGCUGGCGGCUGCCAUGGUGCGCGUGCUGCGGGCCACCGGCCGGGCUCAGGCACUGGUGACAGACUUGGGCACCGCGGAGCUGGCACGCAGUGGAGGCCGUGAGGCUCUUCUGUUCCGGGAAAACACACUGGCCACCAAGGCCAUCGAUGAGUACAUGAAGCUGGUAGCACAGGAUUACCUCCAAAAGACACUGGGACAGGUCGUGCGGCGUCUCUGUGCCUCCACUGAGGACUGUGAGGUGAACCCCAGCAAGUGCCCGGCCUCAGAGCUGCCCCAGCACCAGAUCAGACUGCGAAACAGCUGCAAGGAGGUCUUUGAGAGCAUCAUCCACUCUUACGACUGGUUCCCAGCAGAGCUGGGCACUGUGUUCUCAGGCUGGCGAGAAGCAUGCAAGGCACGUGGCUCUGAGGCACUGGGGUACCGACUAGUGUGUGCCUCUCUCUUCCUGCGGCUCCUGUGUCCUGCCAUUCUUUCACCCAGCCUCUUUGGCCUAGCGCCAGAGCACCCGGCACCUGGCCCAGCCCGCACCCUCACGCUGAUCGCCAAGGUCAUCCAGAACCUCGCCAACCAUGCUCCGUUUGGUGAGAAGGAGGCCUACAUGAGCUUCAUGAAUAGCUUCCUGGAGGAUCAUGGACCUGCCAUGCAACGCUUCCUGGACCAGGUGGCCAUGGUGGAUGUGCACACAGCACCCAGUGGUUACCAGGGCAGCAGUGACCUGGCCCUCCAGCUGGCAGUCCUGCAUGCCCAGCUUUGUACCAUCUUUGCUGAACUUGACCAGGCAACCCGUGACAGCCUGGAACCACUGCCCACCAUCCUGAGUGCCAUCGAGGAGGGCCGACCUGUACCUGUGUCUGUGCCAAUGCGUCUUGCACCACCUCCGGCCCAGGUCCAUUCCAGCAUCUCUGCAGGAGAGAAGCCUGGCUUUCUGGCCCCCCGAGACCUCCCCAAGCAUACCCCUCUCAUCUCCAAGAGCCAGUCCCUGCGCAGCGUUCACGGCGCAGGUAGUUGGGCCCGGCCACGGCCGGACGAGGAGCAGCCCCCGCGGCUGCCUCGGCCGGUGCAGCGCACGCAGAGCGUCCCGGCUGGCCGCCCCGCUCGCCACCGCCCGUCUGCAGGGCCGCGGCCGCGACCCAAAGGCUCCCUACGCACGGGACCCGUGCCCCGCGGCCGGCCCUGGACCGGAACCUCAGCAUCGCUGCCUCGGAAGCCGUCGGUUCCCUGGCAGCGCCAGCUGGACCAGCCACGGGACAGAGACCAAACGCUGGGCACCCACCGACCCAUGGGCAAGAUGACGGAGCUGCAGUGCGAGGUGGCCGCCCUGCGCCAGGAUCAGAAGGCGCUGUCCGGCCUCGUGGAGUCACUCGGCACCCACAUCCGGGCCUUGAGCGAGCAGCAGGAGCAGCUUCGGAGCCAGCUUCAGAACCUGGCUACCAGGCUCCAAGAAGGGACCGCGAAGUUGGAUCCAGAGCGCGAUCCUCCAACCAAUGAGGACCACAGGCUGAAAAGUCUGGAGUGCCGCCUGGCCGAGAUAGAGAGUACUCAGGCCCAGCUGAGGGAGACCAUUCAGAGCCUGCAGCUUCUUCCCAGGACAUCGGGGUCCCAGAGCCAGCCCCUGCCACUCAAAGCACCCUGCAUCAACGGAGACACCACUUGAGCUGCCCACUCGGCCCUACGUGUUCUGGGAGCAGAGAGAAAGCGGUCUUAGGGGCCUUUCCAACCCCUGCCUCAAACCCACGUGGCCUGCAGUAUGGAGUGGAGCUGUAGGUGCCAACCAGUCUGGCACUAUCAGGUUGCCCAGUAAAAUCUUGAUUUCAGUAAAAAAUUGAUGGGGUUUUUUUGCGUCUAAGUGUUGCCAAUCAGAAAGCAACCCCCCCCCAUUCAGCUCUCCCAAACUCUCCCCUAACUGGAGGUCUCAGGGGAGGGGGGUGAUAUAGGGAGAGUCUCACCAGCUGUGUGACCUUAGGCCCUCACUCUCUCAGAGCCUUGAUUUCCUCAUUUGUAAAAUGGAUCUAAAGUCCCUUACACAGUAGAAGACCCAUAGUUUAAAGUGUUCAGUAAAAGGUAUUUGUCAUUGUUAGGGGCAGCACUUGCUUCUCAGUGAAGCCCAGAUCCCACCUCUACUAAUUCCCAGAUUCCAGACGAGAGCAAAUCCCACACCAGCUCCCUCAUGCAGUGAGGGCGUGGGUCUGGGAGGCAAAUGAAGGAAGGGGUGGGUAGGUGUGGAGAUGGUUAAGCUCUGCGAGUGGUC